UGCCCUCAAAGGUUCAGCCAUUGCCUUAUAAUAUUCCUAUUGAACCACUGAAGGGAUGUGGUCUGUUCUGAGGAUGUUUAAGGACCUUAAACCAGUCUAGAAUGUUGCUGAGUUUUGGAUGAUCAAUGAUGAGCCACACCUUCACCAUUCUUCACUUCAAAAACAGUCAGGAGCCUAGGAGUGGUUCUUGAUGACCAGCUGAAAUUUACAGACCACAUUGCCUGUUCAUGUAGAUCCAUUCUGUUUAGCAUCAGUAAGAUCAGACUCUUCCUAUCUGACCAUGCUGCUUAACUACUAGUCCAAGCUCUUGUCCUGUUCAGGCUGGACUAUUCCAAUGGUCUUUUCCUUCCAACCAACACCAUCAACCCUUUGGAGCUCAUUCAGAAUGCAGCAUCAAGAGUUGUCUUUAAUGAACUUGAAGAGUUUUUUCAACUUGAAGUCUUUUAAGAGCAUGUCACAACUUUAUUCAUCAGUCUACACUAGCUGCCAAUCACCUCUCGACUCAAAUUCAAGGCCCUGCUACUCACCUACUAAACAACUGCUGCCUCUGCACCCAUUUACUUGAGCCCACUACUUCAGGCUUAUGUGCCUGGCAGGACCCUGCGCUUGGCUACCGAAUGUCAGCUUGUGGUACCGUGCAGAUGCUGAAAUCUACAUUAUCGGGGACAGCUGCGUUCGCUAUGGGGAGAAGCGUGCGAGGGAGACCGUCGGGGUCAACCUGGGUCUGAAUGCCCGUGUCCAGUGGUUUGGCUUCGAUGGUUUGGUGUGGAAAAACCUCCUGCCCUGCUUCCGGCAGUGUCUGAGAACGAGAGCGGUGCCGGAUGUGCUGCUCAUCCACUGUGGUGGGAAUGAUCUCGGGAUCUUUAAGAGUGUGAAGCUGUGUGCAGCGAUAACACAAGAUUUGCGGGAGCUCCACAGAAGUUUCCCUCAGAUGAAGAUGGUCUUCUCCACCAUCACUCAGAGACACAAGUGGGGGUCGCUCCAUCCUAAAAAAAUAGACAGGGCCCGCCGCUUCAUUAACAGUAUGAUGGCUAAGAGUGUUUCGUCUGUCGGUGGCAGCAUUGUGCAACAUCCCCAGAUAAAUUAUCGUGAUCCUGACCUUUUUCACUGUGAUGGAAUUAAUUUCAGUAAUCGGGGAAAUGAUAUAUUUCUGAAAAACAUCACUCGGUGUCUGAAAUUCCACAUGAACUAAUGUGAUGAUGGACUUUGGAUCAACACUUCUAGGAUUGUUGUUGUAGGAUUGUGUCUAGGACACUUCUAUGCUUUGUUUGGUGAGUUUUUUUUUGGUGAAUGUAGUCCUGGUGGGCUGGUGUCCUGCAUAGUUUAGUUCCUACUUCCUUCAACACACCUGCCUGCAAGUUUCUAAUAUAGCUUGAUCAGCUGCUUCAGGUGUGUCUAAAUAGGGUUGGAACUAAACCUUGCAGGGUACCGGCCCUCCAGGACAGAGUUUGGACACCCCUGAUGUAGAGGUUUGUUUUGGUUCAAGACAACUGUUAACAGUGCUGUAUGUGUUUUUGACUCUUCUAUAGCACAAAGUACCUUAACAUAAAUAUGUUCUGAUCUUUAAUGCAAACUGAACAUAAGUGUUCGUCUGAAAAACAUUAUUAAAGUCAGGUAUUCUCCUUUGAA
Molecule: messenger RNA, 1629 nt
Organism: Danio rerio (zebrafish)
Lineage: Eukaryota; Metazoa; Chordata; Actinopteri; Cypriniformes; Danionidae
Source: RefSeq, a predicted model, not a curated record